AUUCAAGGGACGAGGGAGGGUCACAACAGUAAAACACAUAUAUGAUCUGUGCAACAGAGUGGCGGAUAUUUUUUUUUAUUCUUUAUGCUUUUAAAUAAAUAGUAUUACCAGACAUUUUGAUAAAGAUUCAAUGAAUUGGCUAAUUUAAGGACUGGGCAAAUCCUACAAAAUGUUUCCAAUACAUUUAAUUGGCAAGUUCCAGAUUCCUCAAUGUGAGGCUCUGCAGCUUUUCUUUGUUGCAUAUGAUAGCACGCUCUUUUGUUUUAGACCUUUGGAAGGAAAAAAGAAUAAGAAGCAAUAGGAAGAAUUCGCCUGAGGAAAAAAAAAUUAUUUCAAAAAUAUAUGUGACAAGCCAUGUUAAACUGCAUCUUGAUCAUUGAACAGUGCAGUGUUCCCUCACUUUGACAACGCACCUGUAUAAAGACGAUUGGCCCGAUGACGCUUUGACCUUGGGUUUUUUUAAUCUCUUUAUCUGUGCUGCUCAGCCUGAAGGGAACAGGGAGCUAAUCUCCAUGGGAACAUUGGGUCACGGCGUUGCAUAACAUGUCAUCCUCACAAAAGCCCACAGAGCCACCUGAGCUGCGUAGCAAAGCCUCGCUGAGCCCGCGGACCGAAGCACUUGCACACAAGCCGCGGACUCGGCGUGCACAUCGACCGACGGCUGGAUCCUUUUACACUCGCGUCUUCUGCCGGGGACCGACAUUAGGUAUCGGAAAGGAUUGGCAAAGAGACCGAUUUAAACUGGAUUAGAGUUCAUUACACCACCUUAAUGAGGGGUGGGGCCUGCAAAGCUCUUGGUGUCCGUCCUAAAACAGACGGGCCCCCGCCCCUCCUGUGUUUUGGGGGCAUCAGCAUACAGUAGUGUGUAAGAGAGGACUGAGAGGGAGACAGUGAGGGCUCUGCUCAGCGUCCUGGGACCUACCGCAAUGAUUUGGGAACAACAAGUCAGACCCCCGCGUGCAAGUGAAGUAAAUUCCUUUCUCUGGAUCCCACGGGGCCAAAGGAACAACUUGUUUUAUAUUGCUACGUGCAAUGGAUUCCACAGCUGUGUGUUAAUGCAGUACAAAACUUUGGAAACUUGAGAUGCCUGGAGGCGUGUGCCAGGUGGAGAUCGCCAAGCGGCACCACAGCCUCCACAGCCUGUCGGACAGCUCCGAAGCCGACGAAGGGGCCGAGGGUCCGCCCCCACUCACCCCCCUGCAGAAGCUCACCGCCGACAUGUGCAAGGACGAGAAGACCAUCAAGGACCUGAUCAUCGGCCGCAGGGUGGGCUUCUACAAGGUCCGCGGGGAGAUCGGCUGUGGUACCUUCUCCAGGGUCAAACUGGGUUUCCAUGCUCUGACUAAAGACAAGGUAGCCCUGAAGAUCCUGGACAAGACCCGGCUGGACAGCCAGGCCCACCGUCUGCUCUACAAGGAGAUCAGCAACAUGGAGUGCCUGCACCACCCGAACGUGGUGCGCCUGUUUGAGGUGGUGGAGACGCCGAGCCGCCUCUACUUGGUGCUGGAGUACGCGGGGGGCGGAGACCUCCACAGCAGGAUCGCCGCCGAGGGAAAACUGUCCGACAACGCCAGCAAGAUCAUCUUCUCCCAGAUCCUCUCCGCCAUCAAAUAUAUGCACGACAUCAACGUCAUCCACCGGGACCUGAAGGCGGAGAACGUCCUGCUGACCGGCAGCGGCUGCGUGAAGGUGGCCGACUUUGGAUUCAGCACGCAGGUCUCAAACCGCAGCGUCGCCCUCGACACCUUUUGCGGCUCGCCGCCGUACGCCGCCCCGGAGCUUUUCCGGGACGAGUGCUACCUGGGGGCGCCGGUGGACGUGUGGGCCAUGGGGGUCCUCCUCUUCUUCAUGGUCACCGGCACCAUGCCGUUUCGCGCCGAUACCAUGGGGAAGCUGCGGCGCUGCGUCAUCGAAUGCGCCUACACCGUGCCUCCCUGGGUGCCCGGCCCCUGCCAGAGGCUCAUCAAGGGCAUCCUGAAGGGGGACCCCGCCGAGCGCCACGCCGUCGACCAAAUGCUGGGCUGCGAUUGGCUCUUACCGGUGCAGUUUCCCUGGACGCUGGCGACCCCUGAACUUUCGAGGCCCCUGCAGAGCAUGCUGGACUCGGAGCGCAGCGACCUGGCGGUGGAGGUGGAGCAGGUGGAGGAGGAGGUCAGGAGCUCGCUGCGGGAGCUCGGCUUCAGCACGGAGCACCUGCCGAACAGCCCGCCCAAAAACAGCCGCAGCCCCGUCACCGGGGUUUACCGGAUCCUGCUGCACCAAGCCCAGAGGAGGAGGGGCUGCGACAGUCCCCCGGUGGUCCGAGGGAUGGUGAGGGACCCCAAGAGGGAGGGGCUCCGGGCCUAUAAGGGCCUCAGACACACAUCCAAAUUAUGUGUGCUUUCAUAACAGUAUAAUGAAGGUGUUUUUUUUAUGUUUUGUGUUUUUUAUUUAACAUUUUAUGUUGUUUGCAAGGAAGGUUAAGGAUAAAAUGUACUUCAUUUCAGUGCAGAUUGUUUUGGGAUAUGUGCCUUAUGAAGUGAAGAGGCCUGCGUAGGUUAAAAUAUCCGGAACUCAUCAUUUUGUGCCACUUCUUCAAGAUAUGUAAAAUUAGGAACUUAAGGAUCUAAAGGAACACAGUCACAGUAAAUAAUUUAUUUUCUGUGUAAUCACUCAUUGAUGAAAAUAUAUAUUUACAAUCCUUUGGCGUGCACAGCGAGGGGGGUUCCAAAAUAUGAACUUGGUUGUAAUAAUGAGAGGGAAAUGCUUUAAAAACAAACCGUGUCACUUGAAAUGGCUCCUAUUGUUCAUGCAAAACUAAAUAAAUUGUUGGAAAAGAUACUGACGUCACAGAGCAGGUGGGUGCCUUGUUUACAGAAGUUUCACUACGGGCCUGCGAGUAAAUAGCAGUCACGACAGCAGCUGGCAGGACACCAGAUGACACUCGGGACCCCCUCUCCAUCGCCACAACCGGCCCAAACCAGACAGACUCAACCCGGCUCCCCGCACCAAACCCCGCCCCCUCGAGGGGCCUGGCCGACCCCCACCAGCAGGGAUCGGCAGAUGGUUCGGCGUGGCUGCGGAGACAUCUGCAGGCCGAACAAUAGGCGCUCUGUGCGGACCGCUGGAGCUGACA
This is a messenger RNA of Pungitius pungitius (ninespine stickleback), 3115 nucleotides long. RefSeq names its product NIM1 serine/threonine protein kinase (gene nim1kb). Gene Ontology annotation, biological process: intracellular signal transduction; microtubule cytoskeleton organization; protein phosphorylation. The coding region runs from base 1084 to 2388 and encodes 434 amino acids. The transcript has 4 exons. Gene Ontology annotation, cellular component: cytoplasm. The record is from RefSeq and is a predicted model, not a curated record. Gene Ontology annotation, molecular function: ATP binding; protein serine/threonine kinase activity; tau-protein kinase activity. NCBI's taxonomy places the organism in Eukaryota, Metazoa, Chordata, Actinopteri, Perciformes, Gasterosteidae.